CUAGCGCUUUGGCAUUUUCAGUUGUCUGUCACUGCUCCGAUAAUCGCCGCUGAUCCGAGAUCGACGAUGCUGUCGUCCAUGUUUCUGUGGUGUUUGAAUGAUGCCCUGACGGAAGAAACCUACAAUGCUGAACUGGCAGGUCUGAAGUGUGAACUUGAGCUAGGAACCUUUGGAACAAAUCUAAAAGUGACAGGGUAUGACGAGAAGCAACCGUUGUUUGUAGAACACCUAGUCAAGCGGAUGACCGACUUCAAGCCAGGUCUGUUGAAAGUCUGCUAUUGA
Messenger RNA from Haemonchus placei, 282 nucleotides. NCBI's taxonomy places the organism in Eukaryota, Metazoa, Nematoda, Chromadorea, Rhabditida, Trichostrongylidae. The record is from the annotation of a GenBank genome assembly.